Messenger RNA from Cebus imitator (Panamanian white-faced capuchin), 4589 nucleotides. RefSeq names its product adenosine monophosphate deaminase 3 (gene AMPD3). Gene Ontology annotation, cellular component: cytosol. Gene Ontology annotation, biological process: IMP salvage; AMP metabolic process. Lineage: Eukaryota; Metazoa; Chordata; Mammalia; Primates; Cebidae. Bases 1019 to 3343 code for a protein of 774 amino acids. The record is from RefSeq and is a predicted model, not a curated record. Gene Ontology annotation, molecular function: AMP deaminase activity. The transcript is spliced from 15 exons.
CGAGAAAUGAAGGGACCUGGGACUUUCUGCCCCUUAAGCGCCUGGGCAAGUUUCUAGGUGCUUGAGGACUGGCCAAAUGUGAGCGGCGGAGGUGGACUUCUACCUGGAGGCUGGGGAUGGAUGGACUGGAUGAUAGGGUGAUGAGGUACUUUAAGUUCUUCAUCCUUACCUCUUUGGCUCUCUCCCGGCAAGGGAGGUGUACAGCCUUGGGCUCCGGCAGUCUCCUUUCUGCCCUUGAUCUUCUGGUAGCUGCUUUGCCAGCAGAGCUGCUAAUGGCUGGUCUAGGUUGGCAGAGGUCCCUGGGGAGAGUUUUGAGAGGCCUUGGAGUAGGAGAGGCUUGCUAACUAGAGUAUCAUUUCCCCAAACUGUAUGUGGCUGAAAGCUUGACGGCGACACAUUAGCAAAGGAACUGGGUGAAAGAAAGCAGGCAGCACAAGGAGGGAUUUUAGCAUGGUCUUGAGCACUUGUUGGCUUUCCUUCUGGAUGUGGUGACCAACAUUUGGCCAUCUUCAUGGAAAAGCUGCCUGCAGCUGGAACCCGCAAAGGAGAAGUUCUUUGCCUGGCUGUGCAGCAUCAAUGCGGAGUGUUAGUGGAGCCAUUGAGCCAGGCAGACAAAGCCUCUGUCACUUCGCACCUCUGGAAGUGUUGACAGCAGGUCUGGAGUAGUUGGCCUGGCCUGGCUGCAGCUCCAUGGGGCCUGGCUUGCUCUGAAGAUGAUGGUAUGGGGCUUCCCUCUGUAGGAAUAAUGACACCUGCAUGGGUGGUUGCUGGGAGACUCUGACAUCUCAGCUCCAUCCUUAGCUCAGCCUGAGUCUUCUAAGGUUCUCCUAGCUCUCAGCUGGGUCAAGAAGUUCUUUAAGAGAUGAGGCUUGUUUUUUCUCCCUUACACUAGCUGGACCACUCUUCAAAUGGUCUCAAAAUCAAUCUCAGCUCUUGACAAUGUCAUGGGCAGACAACAUGUAGCCUUUGGAUUAACAGGGAGAUACCCUUUCUCCUCUAAAUCUGCUCAUUGGCCUCCAUGAUUCUUCCACCAGCCGAGAUGCCGCGCCAGUUUCCCAAGCUGAACAUCUCUGAAGUGGACGAGCAAGUCCGGCUCCUGGCUGAGAAGGUGUUUGCUAAAGUGCUCCGAGAAGAGGACAGCAAAGAUGCCCUGUCCCUGUUCACUGUCCCAGAGGACUGCCCCAUUGGGCAAAAGGAAGCCAAGGAGAGAGAGCUACAGAAGGAGCUGGCGGAGCAGAAGUCUGUGGAGACCGCAAAAAGAAAGAAAAGUUUCAAGAUGAUUCGGUCCCAGUCCCUGUCUCUGCAAAUGCCGACACAGCAAGAUUGGAAGGGCCCCCCGACAACCAGUCCGGCCAUGUCUCCCACAACCCCUGUGCUCACUGGAGCCACUUACCAGCCCACGCCAACACCCUAUGCCAUGCCCGAGUUCCAGCGGGUCACCAUCAGCGGAGAUUACUGUGCCGGGAUCACUUUGGAGGACUAUGAGCAGGCAGCCAAGAGCCUGGCCAAGGCCCUGAUGAUCCGGGAGAAGUAUGCACGGCUCGCCUACCACCGCUUCCCACGGAUCACAUCUCAGUACCUGGGCCAUCAGCGUGCCGAUACUGCAUCUCCAGAAGAGGGCCUUCCAGACUUCCACCCUCCCCCACUGCCCCAGGAAGACCCUUACUGCCUGGAUGAUGCGCCCCCCAACCUGGAUUACUUGGUCCGCAUGCAGGGAGGCAUCCUCUUUGUGUAUGAUAACAAGAAGAUGCUGGAGCGCCAGGAGCCGCACAGCCUGCCCUACCCCGACCUGGAGACCUACACAGUGGACAUGAGCCACAUCCUGGCUCUCAUCACUGAUGGUCCCACGAAAACCUAUUGUCACCGACGACUGAACUUUCUGGAAUCCAAGUUCAGCCUUCAUGAGAUGUUAAACGAAAUGUCCGAGUUCAAAGAGUUGAAGAGUAACCCCCACCGCGACUUCUAUAACGUGAGAAAGGUGGAUACGCACAUCCACGCGGCCGCCUGCAUGAACCAAAAGCAUCUGCUGCGCUUCAUCAAGCACACGUACCAGACAGAGCCCGACAGGAUUGUGGCCGAGAAGCGGGGCCGCAAGAUCACCCUGCGGCAGGUGUUUGACAGCCUGCACAUGGACCCCUACGACCUCACUGUGGACUCGCUGGAUGUCCACGCGGGCCGGCAGACAUUCCAUCGCUUUGACAAGUUCAACUCCAAAUACAACCCCGUGGGGGCCAGUGAGCUGCGUGACCUGUAUUUGAAAACUGAAAACUAUCUGGGAGGAGAAUACUUUGCUCGGAUGGUGAAGGAGGUUGCCCGGGAGCUGGAGGAGAGCAAGUACCAGUACUCAGAGCCACGGCUCUCCAUCUACGGCCGUAGUCUCGAGGAAUGGCCCAACCUGGCCCACUGGUUCAUCCAGCACAAGGUCUACUCCCCCAACAUGCGCUGGAUCAUCCAGGUGCCCCGGAUCUAUGACAUAUUUAGGUCAAAGAAGCUGCUGCCAAACUUUGGUAAGAUGCUGGAGAACAUCUUCCUGCCCCUUUUCAAGGCCACAAUCAACCCCCAAGAUCAUCGAGAGCUUCACCUCUUUCUUAAAUAUGUGACAGGGUUUGACAGCGUGGAUGAUGAGUCCAAGCAUAGUGACCACAUGUUUUCUGACAAGAGCCCCAGCCCAGACGUCUGGACCAGUGAGCAGAACCCGCCUUACAGCUACUACCUGUACUACAUGUAUGCCAAUAUCAUGGUGCUCAACAACCUCCGCAGGGAGCGCGGCCUGAGCACAUUCCUGUUCCGGCCGCACUGUGGGGAGGCCGGCUCCAUCACCCACCUGGUGUCUGCCUUCCUUACUGCUGACAACAUUUCCCACGGGCUGCUCCUCAAGAAGAGUCCGGUAUUGCAGUAUCUCUACUACCUUGCUCAGAUCCCCAUUGCCAUGUCUCCUCUUAGCAACAACAGUUUGUUUCUCGAAUAUUCCAAGAACCCUCUGAGGGAAUUCCUGCACAAGGGACUGCACGUUUCCCUUUCCACCGAUGACCCCAUGCAGUUCCACUACACGAAGGAAGCACUUAUGGAAGAAUACGCCAUUGCAGCUCAAGUGUGGAAGCUGAGCACGUGCGACCUGUGUGAGAUCGCCAGGAACAGCGUGCUGCAGAGUGGCCUCUCGCAUCAGGAAAAGCAAAAGUUUCUGGGACAAAAUUAUUAUAAAGAAGGACCUGAAGGAAAUGAUAUUCGAAAGACAAAUGUUGCUCAGAUCCGGAUGGCAUUCCGAUAUGAGACCUUAUGCAAUGAGCUCAGCUACCUGUCUGAUGCCAUGAAAUCAGAAGAGAUCACUGCCUUGACCAAAUAGCUCCAGCAUUUGACAUGCAUUUUAACUUUUUGGUUUAAUUUCAAGUCUGCUGUGGCUAACAGUGGUCAAGAUUCCAAACUAGGACUUUCCUCUUUGAAGAGGAUGCCUCUGAAGAAAUUUCAAACUGAUGAUUUUGGUUGCACUGCUCACUUUAAGAAUUAACAUGCUCACGUUUGUUAGUAUUUCUGAGUAACAAGAUGGCGACUUCUCCUUUGGGGAUCUGGGAGCUGGGCAAUUGUCUAUACUUGUUCUUAAUUUUUCAAGUAUUUCUCUUGAAACUGCCAGUGCUUGAACUGUUGGGGCCAGGAUUUUCCAUGGUCAGAUGCCAAGUGACAUGAGGUCUGUGUGGUUUUCUGCCAUACUUUUCUCCAUUGGCCCAAAUAGGCUAAUUGAUGAUAGUUUUUCAUUUCAGCCUCUGGAUGGCUGGCCGCCUUAAACACAAUCAAUUUCAAAGCUCCAUUUCAUAAACAGGCUACUUUGUGGAAGUUAAAAUGGAAGACUUCCUUCUUGACAAUUUGUGUUUUUAGUGAAGUUCUUAAACCGUUUUAUUUAGCCCUCCUCCCCGCUUUCUAGUUGGAAGCCAAAUGUACUCAUUAAAACAGCCACUCCUAUUCUGAGUCUUGGUUUCUUCACCUACAAAGUGAGGGUUUGGACUAGAUGAGUGGCUUUCAGGGUGUUCUGUGAAUCCCCUCAUGAAUACUUUAGAGUGGGGGAGGAAAGGGAGUGACAUUCAGGGGCUGUCAAAGGGACUCUGCAUUCAUUAGUUUUACACUGCAACUGCUACAUAACAUUUUCACUUGAAUGAAGAACUCCGAAAAACACAGGACUAGAUGGAUGAUCUCUGUUCCUUUUGGCUCUAAUACUCUAUGACUGCAGGCCAAUUAUCACUUCACCAAUUAAGAGGUGGGAGAAGUGAAAUUUACUUAAGGUUGCACAGCUAAUAAGUAAUAAUAGGCCUACUACUGGGUUUCCUUAUUCCAAAUCCUGUCCUUUCCCCACUAUUCCAUUAGACCUCACAAAUGUUAGUUGUGUGUGUGUUCUUUCAUCAACAUAAUCUGGUGCAUUUUUUUUAAGGCAAAAUUUUCCCCUUACCUACUAUGAUGACUUUAGAAGAUACAAUGGUCCCAGGGGCCAAGUAGAAAGCAUUUUAAAAGAUCAAUCUGAAUUAAGCUUUACCAAUGUACUCUUAUUCUGUGUUACUAGUGCCUGGUAUGUAGCAGGUGCUCAAUGAAUACAUAUUCAAUAA